GUAGCAGCCCACGUGCGAACUCAGCGUCAUUGUAACGCAGAGAGACAGACAAGAUUUUUUUUUUUUCCCUCUUUUUUCAUAGUUGAUUAAUCCUACGGUCAAUAUUCUCCUAAUCAUCUGUUCGAAAACCCUAGAUCAUUUUCAUUUUUCUACUCUUCCUUAUAUACCCCUAUAUAUAGUAGAAAUUCUCUGGCCAGCGUUCCUCUCACGCACCCUUUCUGCUUCUCAAUCUCAUUCUUUCUUUCUAAUCUAAAGUUUUCAGUCGCCGUCGCCGCCUCCGCCGCUGCCAUGUCGGACGAAGAGCACCACUUCGAGUCCAAGGCCGACGCUGGAGCUUCCAAAACCUAUCCUCAGCAGGCUGGUACUAUUCGUAAGAACGGUUACAUCGUUAUCAAGAACCGCCCUUGCAAGGUUGUUGAGGUUUCAACCUCAAAGACUGGGAAGCACGGACAUGCUAAAUGUCACUUUGUUGGAAUUGAUAUCUUCAAUGCCAAGAAGCUCGAGGAUAUUGUUCCUUCAUCCCACAACUGUGAUGUUCCCCAUGUCACCCGUACUGAUUACCAGCUGAUUGAUAUUUCUGAGGAUGGAUUUGUUAGUUUGCUGACUGAGAACGGUAAUACCAAGGAUGACCUGAGGCUUCCAACCGAUGAAAAUCUGCUUUCUCAGAUCAAGGAUGGAUUUGCUGAGGGAAAAGAUUUGGUUGUGACUGUGAUGUCUUCCAUGGGGGAGGAGCAGAUUUGUGCUCUUAAGGACAUUGGCCCAAAGUAAUUAUUGUUCCUUGCUUUGUGGGGCAAGUCUGUUGUUCGACUGCUGAUAAUUGUAGUUUAGAAGUUGGCCUUAUGUCGGUUUGUGAACUGGACCCAUUUCAGGAACAUUUUACAUGAGAUGUGGUCUUCAGUUAUAAGUAGACCUUAUAUCAUUAAGCCGCUUUUUAUUUAUUUAUAUUUUGGUGUUUCUUUCUUGGUGUGAAGAAGUUGCAUCUGCCAGUAAGACUAUGCUUCUCAGCACCUUUCGGAUGCUUCAAACUGCUUACAGUUUCAUUUUCUUAUAGAUUUUGCUUUACUCGAA
Molecule: messenger RNA, 1068 nt
Organism: Ricinus communis (castor bean)
Lineage: Eukaryota; Viridiplantae; Streptophyta; Magnoliopsida; Malpighiales; Euphorbiaceae
Product: eukaryotic translation initiation factor 5A
Exons: 5
Coding region: 289-768 (159 amino acids)
Biological process (GO): positive regulation of translational elongation; positive regulation of translational termination
Molecular function (GO): RNA binding; ribosome binding; translation elongation factor activity
Source: RefSeq, a predicted model, not a curated record